Molecule: messenger RNA, 2834 nt
Organism: Gasterosteus aculeatus aculeatus (three-spined stickleback)
Lineage: Eukaryota; Metazoa; Chordata; Actinopteri; Perciformes; Gasterosteidae
Source: RefSeq, a predicted model, not a curated record
UCUCGUCAUAUCGGUUUGUUUUGAUGUUGUUAGCUUUCAUGCUAACAGCAACUUUCUAUCGUUUGCUCAAUUGAACCAAUAAAGUCCUAACUUCGUAUUUUAGGCAGAUACAACGGGAAAUUAUGAUUUAGGGCUUAUGACGAAUGUAAGAUUGAAUAAGACAAGACAACGUUUAAGGUUUUUCAUGUGUUGAUGAACAGUUUUUAUUUGUUGUAUAUUGUAAUUAUUGAUCCAAGUUGAUCCAUAAGUGGGCUGCCAGAGCUCAACCUACUAUCGAACUGACAAUGGAAAACCCCGAAAUAAAAAAGAUUUUCUUUUUCUUCAGGACUAACUUCGUUUCUUCUUUAAGUCAUUUUACCCAAGUAGAAGUCCCAUUAACAGAGUAGACCAGUAAAACGGUCGCCCGUGUGUUCAUGUGACCUCUGCGUUCAGUCUGCAGAUGAUCAGGUCACUUCAUGUGACCUCUGCGUUCAGUCUGCAGAUGAUCAGGUCACUUCAUGUGACCUCUGCGUGCAGUCUGCAGAUGAUCAGGUCACUUCAUGUGACCUCUGCGUUCAGUCUGCAGAUGAUCAGGUCACUUCAUUUGAGCUGUCUGCUGAAAGGAGCAUCUCUUCUUCUUCCUGGACAUCUCUCUGCCAACAAUCGGGACAAUGUUCAUGAGGGCCGCCUGCCCCCGUCGUCGCUCAGGCUGCUCGUUCCACCUGUGAGGGUGAUGACGGCUGUGAUGUGGAAGGUUGUUCGUCUGAGGAGAAUCCCUCAUUAUGGGAUGGUGGAGGAGUUUGUUUCCUUGGUAACCGAAGCCGUCCCCGACAUCUUGACAGACAGGCAGAUGAGACUGCUCACUCUGGGCUUAAGAGCAAAGGUCACGUUGCAGAUGUUACGUUCUGAACGUUCAGAGGAUCUUGCAGGUGUUGAAAAUCUCUUGAAGAGCCUCCUGACAUCUAGCUCAAAACAGGUUCAUCCAGGAAACGAGGCUCCUGUAGCCAACUUUGUCAGGCUUGUUAGAAGACUCCUGGAGGAUGCGAAAGAGAGAGAUCACUUCUUCAUGAAUGUGUUUCCUGUGGAGUUUGGACCUGACUUUGAUUUAGCUCUGGAGACACUGGUUUGUGAAUUCUUCACCCGAUUGGAAGAGUUGCUGCUCAUACCAAACUUUAAGCAGACUGCAGUGUGGAUGAGUGACACACCCUCCGGGCUAGAAGAAUACAUGCCGUGUGUAUACAAAGAGGAUGACCUUAAAGUACUGCUCAGAAGCAAGGCCCACUGGGGUCAAAUGGCCGGGAUGGAUGCCAGCGUGCUCUCACCUUCGGAGCAGCAGCUCUUCUCAUCGUUAUGCCGCCCUCCCUCACUGCCGGACAGGACUGCCAGAGAUGCAGAAACACUUCAAAUCCAGAAAGAAUCUGAUGAAAUUCCUCACCAGGACGCAGGAAAUAUGGCGACACACGAUACAACAUGGCCAUCUGAGGAGGAAACAAACACUUGGUGCAGCAGUAAUGCAGAACAAACUAUUGCGGAGACGUGCGGCGAUCAGCAGCAUUGUGACGGGACGUCGGCCGCCUGCGAUGGAGCUCCCGCUACGUCCGCUGAGAGUCUGAUAUCGUCCAGCUCCGUGAUUGAUGCUCCACAGCGGAGAGUUGCACAGAAAUGCGCUCAGUGUGGAAAGUGCUUUGUAUACCGUUACGAACUCCUGGAGCAUCACAGGCUGCACACCGGAGAAAACCCUUACAAGUGCUCGCAGUGCGGGAAAGCCUACAGGAGGAGCUCUGAUCUGGCCUAUCACAGACGGAAACGGUGCCCAAAAGCAGCUCAUAUUUGUAUUAAGUGUGGGGGGAGUUUUCAAUCAAUGCAGGAGAGAUUCAAACACCAGUGUUGUGUCCCAAAGUUUGACUGUUCUCAAUGCGGAAAAAGCUUUAAGACGAAGCACUUGCUGAGUAAGCAUGAGGUGACGCACAGCCAGCGCCGGGUCUUCACGUGCAGACGGUGUAGGAAAGCGUUCCCCAGCAUUACUGAGUUGAGAUCCCACCAGAGGAUCCAUCCUGCCGACCUGUCCACUCCGUGCACGCAGUGUGGGAAGUACUUCCGCUCUGUGGCCAGUUUGGCAGCUCACGAGCUGCAGCACAGGAGACAGAAAACCCAGGUGUGUGUGUGUUGUGGUAAAGCUUUCCGGAACAGCCAUGAGCUCAAUCUCCACAUGCGCAGUCACACGGGUGAGAAGCCCUUUCAGUGCACGUACUGUGGGAAGCGUUUCUCUGCGAGAGGAAACCUGAACGUCCACAUAAGGAUCCACACCGGAGAGAAACCGUAUCUGUGCACCGACUGCGGCAAGGCUUUCGUUUCAGCCGGCGAGCUGCAGAUCCACAGACGCACACACACGGGGGAAAAGCCGUACAAGUGCACCGUGUGCGGGAACGGGUUCACCAUGGCGAGCAAAUUGACAGUUCAUAUGCGCGUUCACACCGGAGAGCGUCCUUUCAUCUGUUUUGAGUGUGGGAGAGGGUUUUCACGUGGCCACGAAUUGAAAAAACAUACCAUGACUCAUACCGGCGUGCGGCCCUACGCUUGUCAGCAGUGUGAGAAGGCCUACACGUGCCACAAUCACCUGAAGAGACACCUGAAGACUCACACUGUGGUGCAAAACCAGACUGUCUGAUUCCACCAAUCGACAUUUGAUUUAACUCAAAUACUGUUUGUAUUGGUGCAAGUAGCCCGUACUGUAGCGAUGUUGAUUUCAUGCACUGUAGAAUAGCUUCUGUAGCGCUCACCAUCUCCUGUUUUCAGUGACUGAUUCUCAUUGUAUCCUCUGUAAUUACAUUAAAAUGUAUUACUGUUUUUCUGUU